Molecule: messenger RNA, 2647 nt
Organism: Juglans regia (Persian walnut)
Lineage: Eukaryota; Viridiplantae; Streptophyta; Magnoliopsida; Fagales; Juglandaceae
Product: diacylglycerol kinase 2
Exons: 8
Coding region: 189-2330 (713 amino acids)
Molecular function (GO): ATP-dependent diacylglycerol kinase activity
Source: RefSeq, a predicted model, not a curated record
GCGGAGGACCCCCCCCCCCUUUCUCUCUCCUCCAUAUUCUUUUCUUCACAUCUGAGGAAUUUCCUCCCCUCAAUUCGCACUAGUGUUCUUCUCGAGGUUUUGGAUGCAUAAUCUGUUUGGAGCUGGAUAUCAUCAAAUCCGUCGAGUGAAACAAAACUGAAAGUUGACAAUGAAAAAUUAGGUUCAUCAUGAUUUAUUUGGGCAAUUUACUUGUAUGGUUGCUGACAAGCUCCCAUGGUUAUGACCCAUUUGUUUUUGGGUGGUUGGUCACUGGAUUAUUUGGGCUUCUAGCUGCCAUAUAUGCAUUUCUUAAGUGGCAAAAAAGAACAUCUCUUGAAUGGGUUAAAGCUGCUGCAAAAGCAAAGAAAAAAGUCAGGAAGAAUCUAAAAGUUCCUCUAUCACACCAUUUGUGGAUGGAAGAUUUUGCUUAUGGUGAACAGCCAUCCACGUGCUGCGUCUGCUUGACUUCAUUAUUUCCUCAAAACUUAGGUACAAAGGACUCAUCACUUACUCCUGUCCAUCGUUGCUCUGUUUGUGGUGUGGCAGCUCAUUUCUAUUGUUCUCAGUCCGCAGUAAAGGAUUGUAAGUGUGUGGCACAAGCUGGCCAUAACCAUGUUCGACACCACUGGUCAGAAAGAUGGGUUACUAUGGAUGAUAAUCCUGAGAUUUCUGCGUUUUGUCUUUUCUGUGAUGAACCUUGUGGUGUUCCUUUUCUUGAUGCAUCUCCUACAUGGCAUUGCCUAUGGUGUCAGCGCCUCAUGCAUGUCAAAUGUCAUGCUAAAAUGGCUAAAGAAUCUGGUGAUGUUUGUGAUCUGGGCCCUCUUAAGGGAAUUAUUCUUUCUCCACUCUUUGUCAAAGAAGUUGAUAAAAAUAACACUGGAGGUGGAAUGCUUAGUUCAAUUACAAAGGAAAUUUUAUCUUCCUCUGUCCGUGGCCAGAUUAGAAGGAAGCACUAUAGUAAACAUGGAAGUGGUUCUUAUGUUAAUGGUAAGUUUCAAGAUCUCUUGGUGGCUGAUACAGCUGUGAAUUAUGUGUUUAAUGGCCUUGCUGGCUCAAAGAGAUCAAGUGGUGAUUUGAGUAUUGACUACCUAAAGAAGAAUGGCAAAGCACUUGGUGCAAAGAGCAUCCAUAAUGGGUUAAUACGAAGAAAAAAUGGAAUGAACUCCUAUUGUCAAGUUAAGAUGUAUGCACUGGUUGAUCUUCCUCAGGAUGCUAGACCUCUUCUGGUUUUCAUAAAUGCCAGGAGUGGAUGUCAACAUGGGCCCACUCUUCGGAGGAGACUGAACAUGCUAUUAAACCCUCUGCAGAUUUUUGAAUUGAGUGCCUCUCAGGGCCCCGAGGUGGGUUUGGAUUUGUUCAGUGACAUAAAAUAUUUUAGGGUUUUGGUUUGUGGUGGAGAUGGCACCGUUGCAUGGGUCCUUGAUGCGAUUGAGAAGUACAAUUUUGAAUCACCUCCACCAGUUGCUAUUCUUCCACUCGGUACAGGAAAUGAUUUGUCAAGGGUACUGCAAUGGGGUAGCGGUUUCUCUACAGUUGAUAGACAAGGUGGCUUGACCACACUUUUGCAUGACGUUAAUCAUGCUGCAGUAACAAUGCUAGACCGCUGGAAAAUAAAUAUUAAAGAAGAAAACCCAGAAGGCAAUCUUAAUAAAUUGCAAUCCACAUUCAUGAUGAACUAUUUAGGUAUUGGAUGUGAUGCAAAGGUUGCAUAUGAAUUUCAUGUUACUCGGGAGAUAAAUCCCGAAAAGUUCUAUAGUCAGUUUGUGAAUAAAUUGCGAUAUGCCAAAGAAGGAGCAAGGGACAUAAUGGAUAGAACUUGUGCUGAUUUACCAUGGCAAGUUUGGCUUGAAGUUGAUGGGAAGGACAUUGAAAUUCCAAAGGAUUCUGAGGGUUUGAUUGUGCUCAACAUUAGCAGCUAUAUGGGUGGUGUAGAUCUUUGGCAAAAUGACUAUGAGCAUGAUAAUGAUUUUAGUCUGCAAUCCAUGCAUGAUAAAUUGCUUGAGGUUGUAUGUGUUUCUGGAGCAUGGCAGCUAGGCAAACUUCAGGUUGGACUUUCCCAAGCCAGAAAACUAGCUCAAGGCCAAGUCAUAAGAAUACAUUCUUCGAGUCCUUUUCCAGUUCAAAUAGACGGGGAGCCAUUCAUCAAACAACCUGGCAGCUUAGAAAUAUCACCCCAUGGGCAGGUGUUCAUGUUACGGAGGGCCUCUGAGCCCAGAGGGCAUGCAGCUGCAAUUAUGAUGGAGGUGUUACUUGAUGCUGAGUGUAGGGGCAUCAUCAAUGCUUCUCAGAAGAAAGUACUUCUCCAGCAGAUGGCCCUCCAUCUCUCUUGAUCUUUAUCUCUGUACACCCCGCCUUUCUCUUUGUUCCUCACAUCUGAUCCGGCUAAAAUAAUUCUCUCCCCCCCCCCCCCUUUUGAGACAGAAUAGGUUGCGCCAAUACACUGCCUUUUUAGCGGUUACCCCUUUUUGUAGGAUUGGUACUUGAAUACCAGAGAGAGAGAGAGAGAGAAGUUUUGGAUGAGGAUUUACAUUACAGAAAGUGUUAAAAUAUACUGAUAUUUAAUUGUUUUCCACUGAAAAAAAAAAAAAGUAAGAUGUUUCUGACUUCCAAUCCCAUCGUUCAACAAUCAAGUUUGUAUUAUGCAUUA